AUGGAGCAGCAAGGAGCUCAGAUGGACUCGGCAAAGUUUUGCUGUUCGAUCUGUCUGGAUCUGCUGAAGGAUCCGGUGAUGAUUCCCUGUGGACACAGCUACUGCAUGAGCUGUAUUACAGACUGCUGGGAUGGAGAGGAGCACAAGGAAAUCUACAGCUGCCCCCAGUGCAGUCAAACCUUCACAACAAGACCUGUCCUGGGGAAAAACACCAUGUUACAAGAUGUAGUGGAAAAAGUGAGAAAAAUAAGACUCCAAGCUGCUCCUCCUGAUCUCUGCUAUGCUGGACCUGGAGAUGUGGCCUGUGAUUUCUGCACUACAAGAAAGCGAAAAGCCCUCAAGUCCUGUCUGGCGUGUCUGGCCUCUUACUGUGAGCAUCACCUCCAGCCUCACUAUGAUAUCGCUCCAUUAAAGAAACACAAACUGAUGAAACCCUCCACAAAUCUUCAGGAGAACAUCUGCUCUAAUCAUGAUGAGGUGAUGAAGAUGUUCUGCCGUACUGAUCAGCAGUGUAUCUGUUAUCUCUGCUCCGUGGAUGAACAUAAAGGCCAUGACACAGUCUCAGCUGCAGCAGAAAGGAAAGAGAGGCAGAAAGAGCUCGGGGUGAUUCGACAAAAAAUCCAGCAGAGAAUCCAGGACACAGAGAAAGACGUGAAGGUGCUUCAGCAGGAGGUGGAGGAGAUCAAUCGCUCUGCUGAUAAAGCAGUGGAGGACAGUGAGGAGAUCUUCACUCAGCUGAUCACUUUGAUGGAGAAAAGAAGGUCUGAUGUGAAGCAGCAGAUCAGAUCCCAGCAGAAAGAGGAAGUGAGUCGGGCUGAAGAAGUUCAGGAGAAGCUGAAGCAGGAGAUCGCUGAGCUGAGGAGGAAAGACGCUGAGCUGGAGCAGCUCUCACACACAGAGGAUCACAUCCAUUUUCUACAGAAUUACCCCUCGCUCUCAUGUCUCAGUGAAUCUACAGACCCACCCAGCACCAACAUCCGUCCUCUGAGCUACUUUGAGGAUGUGACUGCAGCUGUGUCAGAGCUGAGAGAAAAACUACAGGACCUUCCUACUGAGGAAUGGUCCAAGAUCUCACCGGGACUCACUAAUGUAGACGUCUUUCACGUACCUCAAGAGCCCAAGACCAGAAAAGAAUUUUUACAAUAUUCAUGUAAAAUGAGACUGGAUCCAAACACAGCUGAAACACACACACACAGUGUUCCUGCCGCCUCCAGGGGGUGUUGUAGUGUAACGCACAGAGACAAGCCAGGCAUGUGUGUAAAUUGGUGA
Molecule: messenger RNA, 1269 nt
Organism: Myripristis murdjan (pinecone soldierfish)
Lineage: Eukaryota; Metazoa; Chordata; Actinopteri; Holocentriformes; Holocentridae
Product: E3 ubiquitin/ISG15 ligase TRIM25-like
Exons: 3
Coding region: 1-1269 (422 amino acids)
Molecular function (GO): zinc ion binding
Source: RefSeq, a predicted model, not a curated record